GCUUUCAUCAAACGAAAAAGGCUGCCGCAAGUUUAGCCAAGGCUCGAUAUCCUGUUUUCUGUGCCCGAUUCGACGUUGAAAUAUUCGAUAAAAUCUACGAGAAUGAUCCGAAAUUCGUGGAAUGCUGUUGCCGAUCGGGACCGCUUUCAUUCGGAACCAGAGCAAAGGCUGCACGGGAAAACCGCAGCAUCUGUGAUAACCCAGGUUCGCCGGGAAUAUGAUUCCUGGGACACAGUUGACUGCCUUUGGAUAAAAAACGACUUCCCAAACCGGGUGAAAGGAUACUACGUGGAACGUGCAAAAAACAGUAGUAGGUAUCUGAUUUUUAGUGACCGAAACCGAGCACUACUGACCACUCGGUGUUUGAACCUCGAAGGUUCCGAUACCGGUGAACCGACGAAAACAAUGCAGGAAGCGCGAUAGGGACAAGAAACAGAAGCAACAAAGAAAAAGUAUCAUUUAAGCUUGUGCUGGAUUGUAGUGAGAAUUCGU
Messenger RNA from Uranotaenia lowii, 492 nucleotides. RefSeq lists its product as uncharacterized. The transcript is spliced from 2 exons. NCBI's taxonomy places the organism in Eukaryota, Metazoa, Arthropoda, Insecta, Diptera, Culicidae. The record is from RefSeq and is a predicted model, not a curated record. Bases 103 to 423 code for a protein of 106 amino acids.